CGAUGUCAGCCGCUUACGCAGGACGAAAGACGGGGAAGCCGGGCGCGGCGACGGGCGCGGCGGCCAAGAACAAGAAGUUCGAGCUGACGGAGGAACAGAAGCAAGAGAUCCGAGAAGCAUUCGAUCUGUUCGACACGGAUGGGAGCGGAACCAUUGACGCGAAGGAACUGAAGGUCGCGAUGCGCGCGUUGGGGUUUGAACCCAAGAAGGAAGAGAUCAAGAAGAUGAUUUCGGACAUUGACAAGGACGGCAGCGGUACCAUUGACUUUACCGAGUUCUUGGAGAUGAUGACGUCCAAGAUGAGCGAGAAGGAUUCGCGGGAAGAGAUCCUCAAGGCGUUCCGGCUCUUUGAUGACGACGAGACGGGCAAGAUCAGCUUCCGGAAUCUCAAGCGCGUGGCCAAGGAGCUGGGGGAGAACAUGACGGACGAGGAGCUGCAGGAGAUGAUCGACGAGGCGGACCGCGACGGCGACGGCGAAAUCAACGAGGAAGAAUUUUUGCGCAUCAUGAAAAAGACCAGCUUGUAUUAAAAAUAUCCAAACCACCAUCAUCAUCA
Messenger RNA from Aphanomyces astaci, 556 nucleotides. Its product is annotated as caltractin. The transcript has a single exon. Gene Ontology annotation, cellular component: centrosome; centriole. NCBI's taxonomy places the organism in Eukaryota, Oomycota, Saprolegniomycetes, Saprolegniales, Verrucalvaceae. Gene Ontology annotation, biological process: mitotic cell cycle; centriole replication. The annotation marks the transcript as partial. Gene Ontology annotation, molecular function: calcium ion binding. The record is from RefSeq and is a predicted model, not a curated record.